Molecule: messenger RNA, 2596 nt
Organism: Harpia harpyja (harpy eagle)
Lineage: Eukaryota; Metazoa; Chordata; Aves; Accipitriformes; Accipitridae
Source: RefSeq, a predicted model, not a curated record
CGCCGGUGGCCGGAUCAUCACGGAGGGGCUGGCGGAGACCCUCCAGCCGUCCCUCACCAGCAUGUCUCGUGCCCCCCACGCCACGGCCCUGCCUUGGGCUCUGCUGCUGCUCGGUGAGGUUCCUGGCGCAGGAUGCGGCCCGCCCAGGGCUGCCUCCUCCCGCCGGCUGCUUAUAACGCGGCGCUGGGGCGCCCGGCCAGCCAGUCCUCCGUCUUCCCCAACGUCAGCAUCGCCGUCAACGCGGUGGACGGGAACCGGGACGGCGUCUGGCAACCACGGCUCCUGUAGCCACACGCGGCGAGAGCGGGAGCCGUGGUGGAGCGUGGACCUGGGCGGGCGCCGCGCCGUGGCGGCCGUGGUGGUGAAGAACCGGCAGGAUUGCUGCUGGGAGCGGCUGCGGGGAGCGCAGGUCCACGUCGGCGACGCGCCGGCCGAGCGCGGCAGGUUCAACCCCGUCUGCGGCACCAUCACGGACGCCGGCCCCGGUUCGCUCAGCACCAUCUGCUGCGCCGGGCUGCCGGGUCGCUACGUCUCCAUCCUCAUCCCCGGCCGGGAGGACGCGCUGGUGCUGUGCGAGGUGGAGGUGGUGCUGCAGGGCUGCCUCCCCCUGCCCGGAGGGUGGGGUCGCCCCGUCGCCCAGUCGUCCACGCUGAACGCCAUCAGCCUGGCCGCCAACGCCGUGGACGGGAACGGCGACGCCGACUGGGAGGCGGGCUCCUGCGCCCACACCGAGAAGGAGCUGGAGCCGUGGUGGCGUGUAGACCUGGGUCGCCGGUACACCGUCGACGCCGUCACCGUCACCAACCGCCGCGACUGCUGCUGGGAGAGCCUCCUCGGCGCCCAGGUCCACGUCGGGGACUCCCUGGCCGACCACGGCAAGCGCAACCCUGUCUGCGGGGCCAUCUUGGAGACCGGUCCUGGCUCCACCAGCACCGUCUGCUGCAAUGGGCUGCCGGGUCGCUACGUCUCCGUCAUCAUCCCCGGCCGGGAGGAUUUCCUCGUCCUCUGCGAAGUGGAGGUGACGGCGCAGAGAGCUGCUUCCCCCCGCCCGGCCGGUAAGGACCGAAAGACCCCCCCGGCAGGGAGCCAGCACGUGCCGGAUGGCCGUCGGCGAGCGUUGACCUCCCCGAGCCCCCCAGAGGUGAUCCGGUCCCUGCAGCGCCAGGAGAAAUUGGGGCGGGGGCGUGAGGGUCCCAGGGUUGGGGACGUGGAUGUCACACGUGUCGCUGAGCUGGUGGGCACGUCGGUGUGCCGGGACGCGCGAGCAGCCGGAGCUGGCGUCACCGUCCCGUGGCGUCCCCCAGCCCAAAACCUGGCCUUGCGGCGCCUGGCGGCACAGUCCUCCACAGCCGGCCGCGCCGGGCAGGCCGUGAACGCCGUGGAUGGGAACCGGGAUGGUAACUGGCGGCACGGCUCCUGCUCUCAAACCAAGAGGGAGCCGGAGCCGUGGUGGACGGUGGACCUGGGUCGGCGCCGCGCCGUGGAGGCCGUGGUGGUGAGGAACCGCCUGGACUGCUGCUGGCACCGGCUAAAAGGCGCCCGCGUCCACGUCGGGGACUCCCUCGCCGGCCACGGCACCAAUAACCCCGUCUGCGGCACCAUCACGGACACCAGCCCCGGCUCCACCAGCACCGUCUGCUGCCGGGGGCUGCGCGGCCGCUACGUCACCAUCACCGUCCCCGGCCGGGAGGAGCGGCUGAGCCUCUGUGAGGUGGAGGUGGUAGAGCAGGCGGUGGCUGCCAACGCUGUCGAUGGGAACCGGGACAGCAACUGGGAGCACGGCUCCUGCGCCCACACCACGGAGGAGCCGGAGCCGUGGUGGCGCGUAGAUCUCAGCCGCCGGCACGCCGUCUACGCCGUGGUGGUGAAGAACCGCCACGACUGCUGCUGGGAGAGGCUGAAGGGUGCCGAGAUCCACCGUCGGCGGACUCCCUGGUCGACCGCGGCCGGCGCAACCCCGUCUGCGGCAUCAUUACGGACGCCGGCCCCCGGUUCGCUCAGCACCGUCUGCUGCCACGGGCUUCGCGGUCGCUACGUCUCCAUCCUCAUCCCCGGCCGGGAGGACGCGCUGGUGCUGUGCGAGGUGGAGGUGAUCCGGCAAGGCUGCGCCCCGCUGCCUGGAGCCCCCAACGUGGCGCGGGAGCAGCGGGCGACGCAAUCCUCCACCUCCAAUGGCUCCGGCGUCGCAUCCAAGGCGGUGGACGGGAACCGGGACGGCGUCUGGCAACACGUGGACGGGAACCGGGACGGCGUCUGGCAACACGGCUCCUGUAGCCACACGCGGCGAGAGCGGGAGCCGUGGUGGAGCGUGGACCUGGGCGGGCGCCGCGCCGUGGCGGCCGUGGUGGUGAAGAACCGGCAGGAUUGCUGCUGGGAGCGGCUGCGGGGAGCGCAGGUCCACGUCGGCGACGCGCCGGCCGAGCGCGGCAGGUUCAACCCCGUCUGCGGCACCAUCACGGACGCCGGCCCCGGUUCGCUCAGCACCAUCUGCUGCGCCGGGCUGCCGGGUCGCUACGUCUCCAUCCUCAUCCCCGGCCGGGAGGACGCGCUGGCUCUCUGCGAGGUGGAGGUCUACAGCGUCUUCCCCGAAUUCUGA